Molecule: messenger RNA, 513 nt
Organism: Plasmopara halstedii
Lineage: Eukaryota; Oomycota; Peronosporomycetes; Peronosporales; Peronosporaceae
Product: M-phase-specific PLK1-interacting protein-like
Exons: 1
Coding region: 1-513 (170 amino acids)
Source: RefSeq, a predicted model, not a curated record
AUGCACCCGGCGCCUCCUCCACCUAGUGCAAUCCAGUGUGAGUCUUCACUACCGAUGCCACCGCAAUUGCAACAAAUGAUGCAUCAGAUGCAAAAGCGUCAGCCAAAGUUCCAGCAGCAUGUGCCAGCGUUUGAAAUAUCUGGAGAUCACCGUGGUGGACGAGGACGCACGAGGGGACACAGAGGUAUCCAGCAGCAGAAAUGUAGAACAAAUCGCGAUGAUAGGUAUCAUCAGACGCAGUAUAAACGAAAAAAAAGACCGAAUGAGGUCGUACAUGAUGCUUUGAAGUUCUUUAUGCCGUCGUUUUUAGAGGAUCCGUGGAAGGAGCUCGAGACUAGCGAAUGGAGCAAUGUAAAGGAUGAAGCUGCCGUCAAGACAGAGUAUACAGGAGCACAACAUAGAGAGGAGAUGCGUGUACAAGAAAUACAACAUUCUGGCAGGAAGGACGGACCAGGGCGAGUGUUAUUCCAGCCUUCGUUUCUUGAAGAUCCAUGGAUGCACUUGGUGCAGUGA